ACUAGGCUACUCUGCACCCGGUAUCCGCCCAUAUUCGCGCUAAGGCCAAACUCAGCUGAAUCGACAGUAGCAGGCCAAGCGCUGGAUCAAAUGUAAAAUUCAAUUGAUUAAUUUCCUUUCUUUCGUCUGCUUUUUCAAAUAAGUUUAAUCUACAUAAAUGGGGCAGUUUCAUUGUGAAGUAGGAAAUGUAGAGAUCGUGUGAAAAGGGAGGAUUAUCUGCUUGACUUGUUAUUUGGUCGCAACUUCGGACGCGGAACUCCAUACGCUAAAGGUGAAGGAUGACAGAAUACAAGCUGGUGGUGGUGGGAGCAGGAGGUGUGGGCAAGAGCGCGCUCACCAUCCAGCUCAUUCAGAACCACUUUGUGGAUGAAUAUGACCCCACCAUCGAGGACUCGUACAGGAAGCAGGUGGUGAUUGAUGGGGAGACGUGUCUGCUGGACAUCCUGGACACUGCAGGUCAGGAGGAGUACAGCGCUAUGAGGGACCAGUACAUGAGGACAGGGGAGGGCUUCCUCUGUGUCUUUGCCAUCAACAACACCAAGUCCUUUGAGGACAUCCACCACUACAGAGAGCAGAUCAAGCGGGUGAAAGACUCAGAAGACGUGCCAAUGGUGCUGGUGGGGAACAAGUGUGACCUGCCGUCCCGGACGGUGGACACCAAACAGGCUCAGGACUUAGCGCGCAGCUACGGCAUCCCCUUCAUUGAGACCUCGGCCAAAACGAGACAGAGAGUGGAGGAUGCCUUUUACAGUCUGGUACGGGAGAUCAGGCUGUACCGGCUGAAAAAGCUCAGCAAGGAAGAAAAGACCCCGCGCUGCGUCAAGCUUAAAAAGUGUGUUGUGAUGUGAAAGGGGGUGUCGAUGAUGCCUUUUACACAUUAGUGCGGGAAAUCCGAAAACACAAAGAGAAGAUGAGCAAGGAGGGCAAGAAGAAGAAAAAGAAGUCCAAGACAAAGUGUUUACUCAUGUGAAUAAUGACCCCCCCCCCCCUUUUUCAAGAUAGAAAAAAUGUGUUCAAACUGUUUAAUACAUUUUUGUACAUUACACUAAAUUAUUAGCCUCUUUUAUCUAAGUAACCACAACACCGAAUAUCGAAAUGAACCCCUUUUUGUCUGCCCUCAUUUCUUUUGCUAAUUUGAAACUAAGCUUUACUUAGUGUUUAGUGCCAGUUGCCCAGAAGUGUUGGUCCAAUAGGUUGAUUAUCAAUUAGGAGUGGUACACUGUAGGGACAUUUUGGACAAUAGAAAAGCAAGCCUAAAAAGCUUAUUUUCCCUCUGCUAGUACAGCAUUAGCAGAAGAGGUUGUUGGAGUACAUGCUUCUAACAGUAUGGGGGAGAGUUGAAUUCCAUCCGUAGUGCCUAAAAGCCUGUUUUUAGCAUGGGCAACGCCAUUGAGGACUUUCACAAUUUUUAAGUAGUCAACUGGGGACUUACUACGGGUUAUGGAAGGAUCACAUGAUUCCAUCUGGGUCAUCAGGAGAGAUCAGCCAAUUAAUUAUACUUGCGAGCAAACAUUUCAUAACUGCAGGUGGCAGUAAAUUGUCUUUAUACCUGUUCAAAAAGCACACUCCAAGUGGCACUAUGCACCCUUUCAGUUUGUCAACUCGCAGUAGUAGAAGAAGAAAAUUGACUCCUUCAAAAUGGAAAUGGCCUCAAUGACUCUGCCCAUGCUCACAGACGCCAUAAUGGGAAAGAUGCAUUGCUGCGAUUUCUAUCGAAGUUUAUGAUUCCAUUCGAUACCAUAGGACCCUCAAACUCAACUCUGGACCUCAAAGACAGUUCCACUGCAUUUUUCUCAUUGGUUCCCUCUAGUCAGGGACUGAUUUAGACCUGUGCCACCAGGUGUGUGUGCAAUUAUCAGGUAGAACAGAAAAUCAGCAGGCUCCAGACCUUGUAGGUGUUGAGUACCCCUGCCAUAGGACAAGGAGUAACAACGGGGAGUCACGAUCAACACUUGAUUAGGGGAAAUUCCAAAUGUCCUGGCCACUGUGUGUAAUAAUGCCCAUCCUCCUACAUUAGACUCCUAGAUAUGAUUCAAUAAUAUCAUGCAGUUCUUUUAGCAUGCAUAUGAACUUUACUACUGUAUCUAGUUUAAAAAAAUGGUUGCCCAUUUAAUUCACUUGUAAUCUGUUAAUGCUUUUUAAAAAUAAUUGGUGAGCAGUGAUUUCCUGCCUACAGGAGAGACUUUCCUUUUUGCAUGCAAUGUGUUCUUACGGGGAAUGGCACUGUGAUGCUCAUACUGUAUGAUACUGAUACAGCCUCUAGGGCCAGGAACAAGGAGCUCUGUUCCAGUUGGGGGACACAGGUUUUUAUAGUGUUUCGGGACUUGAGUCAAUCCAUAUUCACCAAACCUGAUCUGAUCUUUUGGGUAGAAACCAGUUGUUGAGUGGUGGGAAACCUUCUCAACAACUGAAUUGCUCCAGGUGGCAGGUUUGAAGCAUAAUAUAUUUUUAUAUAAAGAGAGGCAUCAUAACAGCAAGAUUCUGCCAGUGAUUUUGAAAAGGACAUGCAGCUAAUGUUGUGUUGCUCAGUGGCACUGCAUGUUGCUUAAAACCCAUCACAAGCCAGUGUCUCCUGUAGUUAUUUCAUCAUUAGAUAGGAUAUUCCCUGCUCAUUACGAACGUCCUAGAAGAUGAGUUAAUUGUUCCUGAAGAGACCUUGUUUAAGCUAUGAACUUCCCUCUUAUCCUCAGGAUUGGUGUAUUUUGCGUCAUGUUUUGUGUUUUUGAAGGUAGUUCACUGGAGUAACACAUUUGACCUCUCAGCUAAUUGAGCCAGCAAAUCAAGAUCUGGGCUUCCUUGUUACAGUUUAGCAUCUGAAGUGUUGAGUGCAAAAAAAAUAGCAUGCCUAAAUUGAACCUAAACUUUAAACUAAGUCAUCCAAUGUCGACUACGUAGAUGUGUUCUUCGGGUGAACUAUCUUCUUAAAGAAUAGUGACUCAUUGUCUUCAGAUGCAGGACAUAAAACACCCCAACAGAUCCUAACAGAAUAUGCCUUGCACAUUUCCCCAAUCCUUUGUUUUGUAUAUAUCGCUGCCAUAAAUUUACUCUCCUUUUUUGGAUUGGCUAGAUUAGGCAAAACAAAUCUUAAAGGCCUUGUUUUGUCCUACCACUUAUUAUUAUUCUUUUUUAUUUCUACAAAAGAUGCAUCCCAAUAGUAAUGGUGUCAUGAUAAGUGUGUUCAAAAACUGUAUUGUUUAUAUGCAUUUUUCUAAAUCACCUUCGGGUGUUUUUGGGAGUUUGGGUGGGAAGGUGUUGAGGGUUUUUCUGUGCUGGCUUUCAAGUGAAAUGACUCGGCCAGUCCAAUCAUUUUUAUGUCACGUUUAUCUUUCACAGGUUGUUGCAUUCAAGUGAUGUAGUAACUGGAACUGAUGUCUGCAAAUGAGGCAAUAAUUGCCAUUUUAAAUGAGUUUUUAGAGAAAAAAAGUCAAUUGAUAACACGGAAUAUUUGUUUUUCAGGGUCAAUGCAUAUUUCACCACCUUAUUACUAGUUUUUGACCUUGGGGCUUCUUACACAUGGCCUUUUGUGUUGCCAUCGUGCUUCAGUCAGACAGCAUAGGCUUCUCUGUCAGAUCUGUUCAAGAGCUACAAACUCUGUGCUGUUUGAGAGGAACAAGAUUCUAAAUUGAAACAUAAUAUACAAUAUGUUUAGGCUGUUUACACAACCACCCUAAGAACUCAAAUCUGAUUUUCUUUCUUUCUAUAUCCAAUCUUUUCUUCUGACUGUCCACACAGUUUUACAUGUGACCCAUAUCAGAUUUGCACAUUCACACUGAUGUAGCACACAGAUGCAAUGCUCGUUUCCUGCCUUUGUUCCUUUCAAUUUCGGGUGCUUCUUAUGUGCAUAAAAACGCUUCGGAAGAAAAUAAUCUGAUCCGAGGUCGCACAUAGAGGAUCGGGUUUGUAUCAGGGUUAUGAUCUACAUAUGGAGGUGGUAUAAAUCAAAAGUCCAAAGAUCAGAUUCCAUGUGUUUUUUUGCUGUUUACACAGGGAAAAUAUCAGGGGGUAUCAGAUAUGCAAUUAAUUGGCAAUAGAUCUGAAUUGGUGCAGCCUUAGUUCUUAGGAUUUAUCUUUUUUGACCCACUUUGAUUAAAUCCUUUUUGUUACUAAAGUUAGAUAUUAACUGUUAAUGCAUUUUUGAUUAUGGGAACCCAUUUGUUAACAAUACUGCAUCAAGAAAAGUAACUAUAGCGAAAUGUGUUGAAAUGUUCCGCCUCCCUUUUUUUAUGUGCCAAUGGCUGAUUUCUGAGAAAAAAAGUCUAAUUUAUACCUGGAUCGUAUUUUAACAACCUAUUGUCAUACUGAAAGGUGCAUAUUUUGUAAAUUGUGCUUCAUUUUGUUGUUGUCUCUAAAUGAAUGUUGCUUUAAUGGAGUUUUCACUACUCCUCUCUGUUUGUGUAUGAUGGGACUCGGGAGAGUGACUGGGUCCAGGUCUAGGGGAGAGUGUCUAGGUCUAGGGGAGAGUGUCUAGGUCUAGGGGAGAGUGUCUAGGUCUAGGGGAGAGUGUCUAGGUCUAGGGGAGAGUGUCUAGGUCUAGGGGAGAGUGUCUAGGUCUAGGGGAGAGUGACUGGGUCCAGGUCUAGGGGAGAGUGACUGGGUCCAGGUCUAGGGGAGAGUGACUGGGUCUAUGGGAGAGUGACUGGGUCUAGGGGAGAGUGACUGGGUCCAGGUCUAGGGGAGUGAAUGAAUGACCACUGUUGAACACAUCAGUAGAGAUCUCUCUUUGGGAAGUGUGUGGUGAUCUGAUCACAGAUCCAUUUUUUCCAUGAAUCUCACCACUCCUAUUUAAUGUGUAAUAAAGAAAUGAGGAAUUG
Oncorhynchus keta (chum salmon) is the source of this 4811-nucleotide messenger RNA. RefSeq names its product v-Ki-ras2 Kirsten rat sarcoma viral oncogene homolog (gene kras). Gene Ontology annotation, biological process: Ras protein signal transduction. Gene Ontology annotation, cellular component: plasma membrane. The record is from RefSeq and is a predicted model, not a curated record. Lineage: Eukaryota; Metazoa; Chordata; Actinopteri; Salmoniformes; Salmonidae. The transcript is spliced from 6 exons. Gene Ontology annotation, molecular function: GTP binding; GTPase activity; GDP binding. Bases 279 to 848 code for a protein of 189 amino acids.